AUGCAACAGAGGUUCCUAUUGUCUAGGAAGAUGCUUGAGAUCUCUCCUGAAGCAUCGGUGGCGGGAAGAAAGCUGGUUGAGGAAAGGAUGUCGGCUUUGGAUUCCGACGUAGAAUCCUCCCACCACGCUUCCUCUUUAACCAAAAACCUGGUCCAUUCCGUCCCGAUCUGCAGCGUCGAUUCCUCUUUCGUCGCCUGCCUAUGA
Linum trigynum is the source of this 204-nucleotide messenger RNA. NCBI's taxonomy places the organism in Eukaryota, Viridiplantae, Streptophyta, Magnoliopsida, Malpighiales, Linaceae. The record is from the annotation of a GenBank genome assembly.